AUGAUCUUCGGUCGGAAGUUCCACCUACAGACGGAUCACGCGCCCCUUCUAAGAAUUUUCGGAUCAUUGAAAGCAAUCCCGGUAAACACAGCGAACCGGCUGCAACGGUGGGCGCUAACGCUACUGCUAUACGACUUCGUCAUCGAGCAUGUUCCCACACACAAAUUCGGUCAUGCUGAUGUGCUUUCAAGGUUGAUAGACAAUCACGCUAAGCCCGAGGAAGAUUAUGUCAUCGCCUGCCUAAUCCUAGAAGAGGAUAUAAGGGUCGUUGAAAGAGACUCGCAAUCCGACCCAAAGCUUCAAAAGGUUUACCGUUACCUCCAAGAUGGUUGGCCGCAAAAAUGUACCAUUGCGGAUGCAGAGCUUUUGCGGUACCAUGGUUGUCAGGAGUCGCUAAGUACGGUAGACGGGUGCAUCUUGUUCGGAGAACGUCUUGUGAUCCCUGAGAAACAUCGAGGUCGAUGCCUGCGACAGCUUCACCAGGGACAUCCGGGCAUUAAGCUAAAGAAGGCCAUCGCUAGGAGUGUUGUGUACUGGCUUUCCCUAGACGAUGAGAUCGUUGCAUACGUUAAUUCCUGUAAGCAUUGUGCAUCUGUGGUGAAAUCACCGCCGCACUCACCGCCAGUUCCGUGGCCAAAACCAACGGGUCCAUGGAAGCGGGUUCAUAUCGAUUACGCAGGACCGAUCGACCGAGACUACUUUCUGCUAGCCGUCGAUGCGUACUCCAAAUGGACGGAGAUUGUUCAAACACGACGUAUUACAUCAGCAGCAACGAUCAGCAUCCUGAGAAGCCUUUUCGCCCGCCUUGGAAUGCCAGAGGUGGUUGUUAGUGACAACCCAACAAACAAUUAA
Molecule: messenger RNA, 852 nt
Organism: Ochlerotatus camptorhynchus
Lineage: Eukaryota; Metazoa; Arthropoda; Insecta; Diptera; Culicidae
Exons: 2
Coding region: 1-852 (283 amino acids)
Biological process (GO): DNA integration
Molecular function (GO): nucleic acid binding
Source: RefSeq, a predicted model, not a curated record